This is a messenger RNA of Sesamum indicum (sesame), 785 nucleotides long. Its product is annotated as multiprotein-bridging factor 1a. The record is from RefSeq and is a predicted model, not a curated record. Gene Ontology annotation, cellular component: nucleus. NCBI's taxonomy places the organism in Eukaryota, Viridiplantae, Streptophyta, Magnoliopsida, Lamiales, Pedaliaceae. Gene Ontology annotation, molecular function: DNA binding.
AGGAAAUGGCAGGAAUUACUCAGGACUGGGAGCCGGUGGUGAUCCGGAAGAAGGCGCCUACGGCGGCCGCGCGGAAAGAUGAGAAAGCUGUCAACGCUGCUCGCCGUGUCGGAGCCGAGAUCGAGACCGUAAAAAAAUCUAAUGCCGGGACAAACAAGGCUGCUUCAAGCAGUACAUCACUGAACACCAGGAAGCUAGAUGAAGACACAGAAAAUCUAGCCCAUGAGAAGGUUCCAACUGAGUUAAAGAAAGCCAUCAUGCAAGCUCGAAUGGAUAAGAAGCUCACACAAGCUCAACUUGCUCAGAUAAUAAAUGAGAAGCCCCAAGUAAUUCAGGAAUAUGAAUCUGGAAAAGCAAUUCCUAACCAGCAGAUCAUAUCUAAACUGGAAAGGGCUCUUGGUGUGAAACUCCGUGGAAAGAAAUAAAACAAAAUGGUGAAGGAAAGUCGGUCUUGUUAACUUUCUUUGUCCUUAAAGAGACCGAAAAGUGGUGUUGUAAAUGGAUAUUUAUUUUUAACUCUCUUUUGGCCACUGUUGCUCAUGUGUCAAAAAACUCUGAGGGAUACAGUUGGCUUUCCUUAUAAAACAUGGUCAUUUUGUUGCUGAAAAUACAAGAAAUCUCUUAAUCUGGUGCGUCUAAUCUCGUUUAGAUUAAUUGUUGAGUGUUGAUCCUUCUUGUUCAGUUGAUGUCUAUAGAUGUGACUACCAGCUUGGACAUUGUGUACACUGAGUUGUUUCAUUUGGUUCUUAAUGGAGGCGACUGAAUCAAUGUUCAUGUUGUACUAA